AUGUGUCAAUCCCUCGAUUUAACGGCAAUCCCGGCCGAUGGAACGAAUUCUGGGAUCUGUUCAACGCAAUGGUAAAUAAUCGGAAGUUGGAGCCGUAUUUGAAGCUAUUUCAACUCCGAUCCUGCCUUGAAGGUGAGGCAAAGGCAGCCUCUUCUCACAUCGGAAAUUCCAACUGACUACGAAAUCGCUUGCAAACGCCUGAGUAAGCACGAAUCAUUCACUCCUUGUCGCAUGCUUAAUGAUUUCUCUUAUGAGGUGUCCUUGGGCCGGACCCAACCUCAGGCCAAGCCCUAG
Bursaphelenchus xylophilus (pine wood nematode) is the source of this 294-nucleotide messenger RNA. The record is from the annotation of a GenBank genome assembly. Lineage: Eukaryota; Metazoa; Nematoda; Chromadorea; Rhabditida; Aphelenchoididae.